Messenger RNA from Gongylonema pulchrum, 300 nucleotides. NCBI's taxonomy places the organism in Eukaryota, Metazoa, Nematoda, Chromadorea, Rhabditida, Gongylonematidae. The record is from the annotation of a GenBank genome assembly.
AUAGAAGGCCUGCCGGGUGAAAAAGGGCUACGAGGAUCAGAUGGAGUCCUGGUGCAAAUACCGGGCCGAACCGGUGCACCAGGACCACCGGGCCCUGUUGGUCCCCCGGGGCCACCUGGACCACGGGGGCAACCAGGGUACGAUGGCGAGCCAGGACAGCCGGGAUCAGUUGGAGAUCCGGGCCGUGACGGAGAGGACGGGAAGGAUGGCGAAGAUGGCAGGGAUGGCGAGCGAGGAGAAGAUGGUGGAAGUGCUAGCUGCGAUCACUGUCCAUUACCGCGAACCGCUGGAGGAUUUUGA